Cynara cardunculus var. scolymus (artichoke) is the source of this 1342-nucleotide messenger RNA. Its product is annotated as probable inactive shikimate kinase like 2, chloroplastic. The transcript has 8 exons. Lineage: Eukaryota; Viridiplantae; Streptophyta; Magnoliopsida; Asterales; Asteraceae. The record is from RefSeq and is a predicted model, not a curated record. Bases 20 to 1150 code for a protein of 376 amino acids.
GACAUUAACAGUAACAAUAAUGGCAAUUCCUGCUUCUGUAUGGGCACCUGUAUCCCCUUCUUGUCUCUCUUCAACAUCUCUCAUUCCCAUUCAUCUUAAAACCACCAUAAUUUCAUUUUCAACUUCAAUUCAAUCUUCAUCUCUUCAUCGCUCAAAUUCAAUCAACCUCCGCCCCUCCACAAAACCCAACACUUUCAUCUGCAACAACAGUUCCUCCACUGCCUCCACAACCACUACCAGUUACGAGUUUUCAGAUGGUUCAGAUGAGGUAGAGUUGAGAUUGUUGCUUGGAGAUGAAAGCAUUCAGAGCUCGAAAGAUGUACUUGUUGAUGCCGACGAGAGUUUUUUAACGAUCAAAAUGAAGCAGGAUGGAUCAUUUAGAACUGCCAUGGAAAUUAGCUUGUAUGACAAGAUAAAGCCAGCUGAAACAAUAUGGCUGUUAGAUGAUGAUCAACUGGUUGUUAAUUUGAAGAAGCAAGAUCCAGAUGUGAAAUGGCCUGACAUCACGGAAACAUGGGAGUCUCUGACGGUUGGAGUAUUGCAACUUCUUAAAGGGGCGUCGAUUUAUUUAGUUGGGGAGUCUUCAGAAAUCAACUAUAAAGUUUCUAGAGAGCUGGCAGUUGGCCUUGGGUAUACACCACUCGAUACAAAAGAGUUGCUCGAAACUUUUACUAAGCAAACAGUUGAUUCAUUGAUUGCAGAAGGGUCAAAUGCUGUAGCAGAAACAGAAAGUGCCAUACUGGAAAGCCUAAGUAGCCAUAUCCGUUCAGUUGUUGCAACGAUAGGAGGGCAGCAUGGUGCUGCUGCUAGUGGUGAUCGAUGGCGGCAUCUUUACUCAGGAUUUACAGUCUGGCUGUCACAAUCGGAAGCUAAAGAUGAAGCAGCAGCAAAAGAAGAGGCCAGGAUAAACAUUCAGAGUGGUAGUAAGGGCUUCUCCAAUGCAGACGUGGUGGUGAAGCUUAGCGGUUGGGACAGCGACUACUCCAAAACCGUAGCACAGGCCACGCUGAGCGCCCUUAAACAGUUAAUCUUGUCGGAUAAAAAGCUUCCAGGUAAGAAGGGUCUUUAUAUACGGCUGGGAUGUCGGGGGGAUUGGCCGAACAUCAAACCUCCUGGCUGGGACCCUGCAACUGGAACGGGUGCUGUCUAAACCUACAUUAUAUUCGACACUCCAAAAAGCUUCCGCCCACUCAAUUUUUCUCUCGUUUUUCGUUUUUUUGCCGAUGUUGAUCCUAAUGGAUAGAAACAAGCAUUUCUAUAUACCAUUCCAUAUCUGCACCUCUUGUAUGGUCACCUUGUUUUCAGUCUGAUGCAAAAGAAGAUCCAAAAAGCAUAAACCAAA